Messenger RNA from Sesamum indicum (sesame), 3447 nucleotides. RefSeq lists its product as uncharacterized. Lineage: Eukaryota; Viridiplantae; Streptophyta; Magnoliopsida; Lamiales; Pedaliaceae. The record is from RefSeq and is a predicted model, not a curated record.
UCAACUUGCCCAAAAGCGAGUUUAUUACCACACACUGGUACACUUCAGAUAAUUGGAGGAAGAGAUACCGGAGAGGAGCGUGGCCUGUUUUUUCUGUUCUCUCUGGUCGCUCUAGUCUUUCUCCAGUCAUUCCUCCCUCGCAUCGCUCUCUGCAAAAACCCCGAUCCAUCGCUGCAUCGAUUGAAUUCUGGGUUUUCUCCACCUACCUAGAUUCUAUUUGAAUUUUUCAAAAUUUCAGAGCUAGUAGAAGGUGAAUAAAAAUUGAAUGUGGAGAUCCGCUUCCAUGUUUGCCCCGCACAUUUCUCGCUUUCUCUCCCUAGUCCUGCUUUCCCUCUUGUUAUUGGGGGAUAGGUCAAAUGGGGCUCCUUUCCAGAAUCUUAGAAGCGGGAAUUCAUCCGUAUUUUCUCUGUUUAACCUCAAAGAGAAAAGUCGGUUCUGGAGUGAGUCUGUCAUACGCAGUGACUUUGAUGAUUUGGAGUCAUCUAGCCCGGGCAAAUUUGAAGCCAUCAACUACACCAAGGCAGGUAAUAUUGCAAAUUAUUUGAAGCUUUUGGAAGUUGACUCGAUGUACCUUCCAGUGCCUGUAAACUUUAUUUUUAUCGGAUUUGAAGAGAAUGGGAACAAAGAAUUUAAGCUAAACACUGAAGAGUUAGAGCGCUGGUUCACAAAAAUUGAUCAUAUUUUUGAACACACGAGGGUUCCAAAAAUUGGAGAAAUCCUGACACCGUUUUACAAGAUCAGUGUGGAUCGAGAACAACGUCACCAUCUUCCCCUAAUAAGUCACAUAAAUUACAACUUUUCUGUCCAUGCCAUCCAAAUGGGUGAAAAAGUCACAUCCAUAUUUGAGCGUGCUAUUGAUGUCCUUGGUCGCACGGAUGAUAUAUCUGGUACCAGGGAUGAUGGAGUAGGUCAUUGGCAAGUUGAUGUUGAUAUGAUGGAUGUUGUCUUCACUAGCCUUGUGGAGUAUUUACAAUUGGAAGAUGCAUAUAACAUCUUUAUUUUGAACCCAAAGCGUGAUGCCAAAAGAGUUAAGUAUGGUUAUCGGAGAGGCUUAUCUGAGUCUGAAAUAAACUAUCUGAAGGAGAAUAAGGCCUUGCAGGCAAGAAUUCUUCAGCCUGCAAGUAUUCCGGAGAGUGUUCUUGCUCUUGAUAAGAUCAAAAGGCCUUUGUACGAAAAGCAUCCUAUGGCAAAGUUCUCCUGGACUGUAAUGGAGGAAACUGACACGAUAGAGUGGUAUAAUAAGUGCCUGGAUGCAUUGAACAACGUCGAGAGGCUGUAUCAAGGGAAAGACACAGCUGAUAUAAUACAAAGCAAAGUUUUGCAGCUUUUGAAUGGGAAAUAUAAUGAUUUGAAGCUUAUCUCAGAAAAAGAUUUGAAGUCUGGGGACUUUAGUGGCUUUCAUGCUGAAUGUCUCACAGAUACAUGGAUUGGAAACCAAAGGUGGGCAUUCAUUGACUUGACUGCGGGCCCUUUUUCAUGGGGACCUUCCGUAGGCGGAGAAGGUGUACGCACAGAACAAAGCCUACCGAAUGUGGAGAAAACAAUUGGUGCAGUUGCAGAAAUUUCCGAAGAUGAAGCAGAAGAUCGCUUACAAGAGACAAUACAGGAGAAGUUUGCUGUAUUUGGUGAAAAAGAACAUCAGGCUAUUGAUAUCCUUCUUGCUGAAAUAGACAUAUAUGAGCUAUUUAGUUUCAAACAUUGCAAGGGAAGGAAGGUCAAGCUUGCACUUUGUGAAGAGCUUGAUGAGCGCAUGCAAGAUUUGAAAAAUGAGCUCCAGGCUUUUGAGGGUGAGGAAUAUGAUGAAAGUCAUAAGAGAAAAGCUAUGGAGGCAUUGAAACGCAUGGAGAACUGGAAUUUGUUCAGUGAUACUCAUGAGGACUUCCAAAAUUACACGGUUGCACGUGAUACUUUCCUUUCACAUCUGGGGGCAACACUGUGGGGUUCGUUGAGACACAUAAUUUCUCCCUCUCUUGCAGAUGGUGCAUUCCACUACUAUGAGACAAUUUCCUUUCAGUUGUUUUUCAUCACUCAAGAGAAAGUAAGACAUAUUAAGCAGUUACCUAUUGAUCUGAAGAGUCUGAUGGACGGCCUUUCAUCGCUGGUGUUACCUUCACAGAAAGUUCAGUUUAGUCCACACAUGUUACCACUGUCCGAGGAUCCUGCUUUGGCGAUGGCAUUUUCAGUGGCUAGAAGAGCAGCUGCUGUACCUUUGUUACUUGUGAAUGGAACAUAUAGAAAAACUGUUCGUUCAUAUCUUGAUUCUUCUAUUCUUCAGCAUCAGUUGCAGAGGCUAAAUGAUCAUGCUUCCUUGAAAGGGUCGCAUGCACAUAGCAGGUCUACGCUGGAAGUCCCUAUUUUUUGGUUCAUUCACGGUGAUGCUUUACUAGUCGACAAGCAUUAUCAGGCAAAAGCGCUCUCUGAUAUGGUUAUUGUUGUCCAGUCAGAGCCAUCAUCCUGGGAAAGCCAUCUGCAAUGCAAUGGACAGUCACUUCUGUGGGACUUGAGGAGGCCUACAAAAGCUGCUCUAGCUGCAGUCUCGGAACAUCUCGCUGGGUUGCUUCCUCUUCAUCUUGUUUAUAGUCAAGCCCAUGAAACUGCAAUUGAGGAUUGGAUAUGGUCAGUGGGUUGUAACCCAUUGUCUGUCACCUCCCACGGGUGGCAUAUCUCUCAGUUCCAGUAUGAUACUAUAGCUAGGAGCUAUAUACUCACAACUCUUGAGGAAUCAAUACAAGUUGUGAAUUCAGCCAUUCAUCUUCUUGUCAUGGAGCGUACUUCAGAACAGACUUUCAAGCUCUUCCGUUCCCAGGAGCGUGAGUUGGUGAACAAGUAUAAUUAUGUUGUUAGUCUCUGGAGAAGAAUAUCAACUGUUACUGGCGAACUACGAUAUACCGAUGCCUUGAGGCUGCUUCACACUCUAGAGGAUGCAUCAAAAGGAUUUGCUGAUUACGUGAAUGUAACUAUAGUGAGCCUGCAUCCGAUUCACUGCACUAGGCAGAGGAAAGUCGAGGUUGAGUUUGACUCGACUACAAUUCCUGCCUUUUUGGUUGUUAUACUUAUCCUUUGGUUUGUAUUAAAGCCAAGACGACCAAAGCCGAAGAUCAACUGACAACAUCACUGAAUAUAUGCCGCAAAGUCGAGCACAUGUUCUUUAGGCAUCAAAAGGGGAGAAGAGCACAUGCCACCUUAUAGUUGUUGAGAACAGAGGAUAGGCCUAGUUAGAUUUUCAGAACUGUUCUAGCCGUAAUGAAGGGCAGCUUCUCUAAUUGUAAAAUUUUUUCAUCAUACAAUAUAUAGAUUUUGCAUUCCUCUGGUGAAAAUUUUUAAGAGAUUUUGCAGUUUUGUGAUUGAGGGCAUGCCUCUUUUACUGCGGCAAAGCGUUUCUGUGUAUUGGUUGUGAUUUCAAUCAUAAUUCUCUAAUGCCAAGAAUGCAAGACGACUCCUAACAAA